CGCGCAUGCCUGGGCUUCCGACUACGCCGCCGGCCGUGACGGACAGGUCUCCCCAGCUGCGGGUCGGGACCGCCCCUCCUGGGGGCGGUGGCUGGGACGGCCUUGUUGUUGUGUAGCGGAGGGCAAGCUGCCGCGGAGCUCUGAGUCCUAGCGCCUGGUCGCGCGUCGCUGCGGCAAGCCGCACAGACCCUCGCCGCAGGAUUAAUUUAUUUUUGGAAAUCAAGUGCAAUAUUAAAAGGAAAACAAACCACAUUACAUUAUUGGAAGCCAUUUCUGCUAAUUUUAUUACUUUUUAAAAUUUAUGAUUUGAUUUGAAUACUGUCAUGGGAGGAGCUGUGAGUGCUGGGGAAGAUAAUGAUGACUUAAUUGAUAACUUAAAAGAAGCUCAGUAUAUCCGCACUGAAAAAGUGGAGCAAGCCUUCAGAGCUAUUGAUCGUGGAGAUUACUAUUUGGAAGGCUACCGAGACAAUGCUUACAAAGACUUAGCCUGGAAGCAUGGGAACAUACACUUGUCAGCACCUUGCAUUUACUCUGAAGUUAUGGAAGCAUUGAAACUUCAACCAGGAUUGUCUUUUCUUAACCUGGGAAGUGGAACCGGAUAUUUAAGUACAAUGGUGGGCUUAAUUUUAGGUCCUUUUGGAAUAAAUCAUGGGAUUGAGCUUCAUUCAGAUGUGGUGGAAUAUGCCAAGGAAAAACUGGAGAGCUUCAUCAAAAAUAGUGAUAGCUUUGAUAAAUUUGAGUUCUGUGAACCUGCAUUUGUGGUUGGUAAUUGCCUCCAGAUAGCAUCAGACAGUCAUCAGUAUGAUCGAAUUUAUUGUGGAGCUGGAGUCCAGAAAGACCAUGAAAACUACAUGAAAAUAUUACUAAAAGUUGGAGGCAUUCUAGUCAUGCCUAUAGAAGAUCAGUUAACACAAAUUAUGCGAACUGGACAAAACACUUGGGAAAGUAAGAAUAUCCUUGCUGUUUCAUUUGCUCCACUUGUGCAACCAAGUAAGAAUGAUAAUGGCAAACCCGAUUCAGUGGGACUCCCCCCCUGUGCUGUCAGGAAUCUGCAGGACUUGGCUCGCAUUUACAUUCGACGCACACUUAGAAAUUUCAUAAAUGAUGAGAUGCAGGCCAAGGGGAUUCCUCAGAGGGCUCCACCCAAAAGGAAAAGAAAGCGAGUUAAGCAGAGAAUUAACACCUACGUAUUUGUGGGUAAUCAGCUUAUUCCUCAGCCUCUAGACAGUGAAGAGGAUGAAAAAAUGGAAGAGGAUAACAAAGAAGAGGAGGAGAAAGACCAUAGUGAAGCCAUGAAAGCAGAGGAGCCCCCUCAGAAUUUACUGAGAGAAAAAAUCAUGAAGCUCCCUCUCCCCGAAUCUUUAAAAGCUUACUUGACAUAUUUUAGAGAAAAAUAACUUAGAUCAAGAAAGAAUGCCUACUGAUAAUUCCUUUAGUCUUGAAAAUGUAGCAUUUGCUAGGAGAUAAAGGAGAGAGAAUUCUUUCUUUCAUCAGAGCAAAUUAUAGUGGAAAAUAUAAUUUGUUUCUGUUUUAGUAAUAAAAAUGAUUAUUCAGUGAUUAAAACCUUUUAUAAAAUAUAUUUUCUUUAAAUCUUGGAAAAGUUGCUGUUUUAACUCAGAGUGACUUCAAGAGUGGAAUGCAACAAUAGUCAAGACUUUGUGUACUGUAAAUCCUUUUCUGACUCCUUACAGAUUUGUAGUGGUGAGGGUUAGAUUUAAUUUUAUAUACGGUUAAAUAAUGUUAAGCAUAUACUAAUUUGAAUUGCUGUUGUUUGCAUUUCCUUUGAAAACUUUCUUACCUAAUAAGGAAAUCGAAUACUUUGUAGACCCAGUAACCUUACUUUUGUUGCAAUCACUGUUGCUGAGUUGUGAUAGAUGUAUUCCGGGCAAUAUAUGAGUGCAAUAACAAUACAGAUACUGAAUAAUUUAGCUUUAAAAAAAAACAAAGAAUUUUUCAUGGAAUUCAACAGCACUGCUAUUUUUUGCUUUUGACUCUAUUGCCAAAAGACAUGGGGAAAAUAUCUGCUUCUCUCAUAGAGAUUUUAAGAGCACAUCAGUGAAUAUUAAAGUUAGAAGUACAUACUUAAUACAAUUUUUAAUUUGUAUGGACCCUUUACAUUUUCAGUAUUUAAAAAUAAUGAGGUUAUCUUACUCACUGGAGUUUUAGAAGAUAGUAUAUUUAGGAUUUUUUUUUCCUAUAGUCUAUAAAGUAUUCAGUUUAAAAAUCCAUUGUCCCAUAUGACUGUCCAUGGCACAGGCAGUGAGUGAGUGAGUGAGUGAGUGACAGCUCCUUUCUGGGGUUACACGCAGCAGCAGGGCCAGAGCAAAUGAGGUCAGCAGGCGCACUUUAGCGAAUGGAACUUUCAGCUCAUCUGAAUAUUCAUCUUUGACAACGUAGAGCUGAGCUAGACAUUCAUAAAAAUUGUAUGUAGAUGCUUUAUGCUUUGAAAAUCUGGUUCAGAAUCAUAGUGUAAUCUUUGGGACCUAUGUUGUGCUCAUUUAACUUACUUUUUUUUUUGUAAAAUCAUUUUCAUUUUCAUUUUUUGUUUAAUACCACAUACUUAAAACUGUUCAUCAUUUGAAAGGUCAUUGUAGCUUAACAGUGAUAAGACAGGUAGUAAAUGCCAUUAUUAGUUUUGUUUCUUCCUAGUAGGGCCUGAAAACAGUCAUUCCUUGUUAAGAAAGUAUACAGUGUGACAUAUUUACUACUUAAUGUUACAUGGAUUAUAUAUUUUUUAAAAGGAAAAAUUUGAGAUAUCACUUAUUACCACCAGCAACACUGUUAAAAUAGCUGAUCAGAUAUGCUUAAGGAAACCCAGUGGCUAUAUAGUAAAAGGAUUAUUAUCUCUCUGCACAGAUUCAAUUAUUGUUAAUAUAUAGAUGGUUUCAAAAAGCUCUGGUAAAUUCCACACCUCUAAAAACAAGUGUUUGAAAUAUUCUAAGCAUGAAUCAUACCAAGUAAAUGAGGAUAUUUUAGUAAUGUGAAAGGUAAUUUCAUGGAUGGUAGUUUUAUAGCAGUGGCUAUGGCAAAGGGUUAGGAGCUGGGGGGUAGCUCCACAGUUUUUCUAGAUUAGUACUAAGGUGUUAAGAAAUGGCCCAUCUAAUUUCUAUCAAGGAAAAAAAGUUUCAUAUAGUCAUCUAUUAGAAAUGUUCAUUUUAUUUUGAAUUAAAUGUUAGUUUCAGAAGUUUAGUCUUGGAUUCCUGGUACCUACAUAUUUUUAUCUAACCCUCCCCCUAUACACACACUUUGUCGUUUUGGAGCUGGUGUCCAGAUGUGUACACAUACAUACUCUUGAAUGAUAAUUUUACUAAUCAGGAAUAAGUUUUGGUUAAGGAUAUAUUUGAAGUUUCACUUUUAUAUACUGUCACUCAUGCUGUUGACCUCGGCAAAGUGUGUAUUUUCAUCAUCAUUACAUAUUUUUUGUCAUUGAAGUGUAUCUUUUGUGUUUUUAAAUGCAUACAUUUUAUAGUUGUGACUUUAUUAUUGACUUUAAAUAAUGAAGUAGAAAUAAAAAGUGAAAAUUCAAGUGAAAGCCCUUUCAUCUAUUAAUGGGAAUAUAUUAGAAUGAUUAAGAAUAUUUGGGUUUGUAUUUUUAUUUAAUGGCUUCAUGUUUACUUGAGUAUGCAUAAUUUAUAGGUAGAGAAGUAACAAAUAAAGAUGAGGUAAAAUUAAUCUGAGGAAUAUAUUCAUGGGGUCUUACAGCCAGAUAAAACAAAAAGAAAUAAUGUAGUAAUCUAGCCUUUUUAUUUUGCAGAGAGACAAUAGGCCUAGGAAGGUGGCAUGAUUUUUAUAAGUCAGCUAGUUGAAGACAGCUUGAAUAGCAUCCAGCAUAUGAUAAAUCCCAAGAAACUGUUAACACCGUAAUUACUAAAAAGAUACUUUAAAUCUGUACUGCUUAUUGGUCAACAUAUGUGGUUGUAGUGUUCAAGAAAGAUGUCAUUAAAAUAGUAUACAUAAUGGUUAAAAUUAAAAAAUGUAAAUGUUGGUUUCUAGCUGUUCAGGAGGAUAAAAAUGAAGCAAAAGCUGUUAAUUAUGGGAAGACUUGGAAAAUUAUUUUAAAUAAACUGUUGCAUAUAAUUAAGCAUCA
Molecule: messenger RNA, 4087 nt
Organism: Manis javanica (Malayan pangolin)
Lineage: Eukaryota; Metazoa; Chordata; Mammalia; Pholidota; Manidae
Gene: PCMTD1
Product: protein-L-isoaspartate (D-aspartate) O-methyltransferase domain containing 1
Biological process (GO): protein modification process
Cellular component (GO): cytoplasm
Molecular function (GO): protein-L-isoaspartate (D-aspartate) O-methyltransferase activity
Source: RefSeq, a predicted model, not a curated record